This is a messenger RNA of Aureobasidium musti, 852 nucleotides long. The record is from the annotation of a GenBank genome assembly. NCBI's taxonomy places the organism in Eukaryota, Fungi, Ascomycota, Dothideomycetes, Dothideales, Saccotheciaceae.
AAGUCUGCCUCGCUGCCAUCGCGACUUCUGCACCGUAGUAGAUUCUACACAACUUCGACUCCAUCAAUCCAUGCUGUACCGAUUUUGCCUGAUGCCUCAUUGACGACCUUCCGAGACCAGGCAUUUGGUCCUGCCGUGCCAUUUCUUUUACCUCGAGACUCAUUUUCUUCGAUUCCUGCCAUACGAACAUGGUUUCAUGAGUCUUCGGAACGAGCUGGUCAUUACCAUCUCAAUACUGCCUAUCUGAGAAAAUGGGGUCCAACUGUUGUUCCUUUGGAGAUUACCAAUGAAGAUGGUAGAUUUGCCCAAAUACAUCAACCUCUUCAGUUCUUUCUUGAUGCUUGUGAGCUUGAAACUAAAGCUAGCAUCUAUCUAGCCCAGGCUUCUUUGUCUGAUCUACCGUCUUCCCUCCUAGAAGAUCUACCUACGCCAGAACUCGUGUCGAAAGCUGGCAAAGGCGAUGUCUACGACACAAGCAUUUGGCUGGGUCAAGCACCAACCUACACACCUUUGCACCGUGAUCCCAAUCCGAAUCUGUUUGUGCAAUUGGCCGGCAAGAAGCAAGUCCGUCUCUUUAAACCUGACCUGGGCAAUGUCAUCUUCCAUCACGUCCAGACGAGUAUCGGAGGAGCUGCGAAUGCUAGUAUGAGAGGCGCCGAGAUGAUGGAAGGCGCCGAGCGUACAGCUCUCGAGCAGGCUGUUUGGCGUCCUUCCUCAAGCGCUUUUUGGGCAUCGGAAAGAUUGCAGUGUGAAGUCGGUCCAGGUGAUGGUUUAUUCAUUCCCAAGGGGUGGUGGCAUAGUAUCAAAGGUGUUGGACAGGGUAUGAUUGGCUCUGUGAAUUGGUGGUUUCGA